This is a messenger RNA of Micropterus salmoides (largemouth bass), 6261 nucleotides long. RefSeq names its product centrosomal protein 295 (gene cep295). Gene Ontology annotation, biological process: regulation of centriole replication. Lineage: Eukaryota; Metazoa; Chordata; Actinopteri; Centrarchiformes; Centrarchidae. The record is from RefSeq and is a predicted model, not a curated record. Gene Ontology annotation, cellular component: centriole; centrosome; cytosol. The transcript is spliced from 29 exons. Bases 299 to 6184 code for a protein of 1961 amino acids.
AACCACCGGAUGUGACGUUCAGGACAAAAACGUUCACUCGUUUGUUUCAGGUUGGCAUGGGUUUCAGGUGAUAAACAAAACAUCUGGGCUGGAUUUCACCUCAUUUGGUCUUUCUGUAAUGAAUUCGCAUUAGCUUUACUUUUUACUUUCUAAAAUGUAAUUUUAAGUCGUGAUGGCUGUGAAUGCCUGCGACACAGUGAAGCUAGCCAACGUUAGUUAGCACGGCUAACGGUGGAGCUAACGUUUCCUGCUGUUUUCUUUAGUUUUGGGGAAAUGUCCAAAAGCACAUUUGAAGAAAAUGAAGAGAAAAGUGGCCAGAUUAAGACUGAGCCCUAACGAAGAGGCUCGGAUAAUACGAGAGGAACAUGAGAGGAGGAGAAAACUGCGAAUACAGCAGGUGCGGGAGCAGCAGAGGUACAUCGCGCUGCAGAUCCGCCGAGAGGUUGAGCAUAGACGGCAGCGUGAGCUGGAGCAGCUGGAGGAACAGCUGAGGGAGGACUGGGAGCGACAGCAGAGGGAGAAACUCAACACACUGCAGAUGUUAUACCAGGAGAGCCUCCAGCUUCUCGGUCAGGGACACAGGAGUGCAAAAGAAAACGAACCCGACUUGGCAGCCAUAGCUCAGAGAGAGGGGGAAAAUCACACCAAAGCAGAGGAGCGUUAUCGAGAAGCCCUGAAGGAGCUCAAAUCACAGAAACUUAAAGACCAUGAGAGGCACAGCCGAUCCAUCAAUGCCAGGAAGAAGGCAUUACAGGUAGAAAAGGAAAGAUCAGCAAAAGUAGCCAGCCUCCCACCUCCUCCUCCAAACCCCAUUCAGAACAUCGAUUUCAAGAAGCCACAUGUGGUAAAGAAAUCUGAUGUGAGCGCUUUCGCUGCUACGCAUUACCACAUGCCUGAGAGCACAGUGGACCGAGAAGGAGACACAGAGCAGCCAAAUGCCCAUGAAGGAGCUGAGCUGGAGGCGAGGAGACUGCAGGACUUACAGAGGGAGGAAAAGAGGAGGCGAGAGGAGCAACUUGAGAAGGCUCGUCUCAGAGGGAAGCAGGCUCUGAGAAGGGAACAUCUUGUGCAGGACCGUGAGCGCUUGCUUGUUGAACUGGAGCACCUGCAGCAGACAGACCUGCUGAGGAGGAGACAGCAGGUGUCACAGAUGCCUGCUCAGAUCUUCCAGCCUCUCUAUAAGAGACAGGAGACGAGGGAGGACUUCCAGAGGGAGAUGGAGUUUGCCUUUGAGGACAUGUAUACUGGAGAGAGGAGGGUCAAAGGUGACCUGGUGGUCCAGCUCGUGCCUGAGCCUCUGCCAGCUCUGUCGACAAGCAGCCAGGACCAAGAGCUGGACGUCACACUGGAUGAAACUGCCACAUCGGGAACAGAAAACACACAACAUGACACUGAGCAGGAAACAUCUGCUCAAGUGGAGCCCUCCAAACCUGCUCCUAGACGAGCGUUAAAGAAACUCCUGGAUCGUAUCAGGAGCCAGAGGAACCAGUUGACUGACCACGGAAGUCAUGGGCCUGCAGCCGAUUCACCGACCGCCAUCACCGAUCAGGUCCCAGAGCGGGACACAACCAUCGACACAGGCUCUCUGACCAGCGAGGAGAAAGACAAAUCGUCUGUCCACUCACCACCAGCAUCGGAGGCAACAGAUCAGUCAACUGCAGCAGAUAUUCUACUUCCCGAUGCACUUGCCAGCAGAAGUCAUCAAUUUGAAGAAGAACGAAAGAAAAGGGAAGAGGAGCUUGAGAGGGAGAAGCAGCAGCAGGUGGUGUUGCUCCAGGAACUAGAAGAGCAGAAGGCCAAAUUAGAGCAGAUGCUGAUUGAGGCCCAGCAGGAGAGAGAACAUCUGAAGGCUGCAGUGACCCAGGAAGUACCUAUUAACCAAACGGAGGUAACUGUCCAUGACCGGGAAGUCACCGCUGUUCCCCCUGGUCUAGCCACUGAGCUGUUGCCUCCUGCAGGUAAAGAUGAACAUACCAGAAGGAUUAAAGAAUACCAACAGCGGCUGCUGGAACAAAACAGAAUUCACCAGAGGUCAGUAGAAGUUGCUCGCCAACGCCUGGAAGAAUACCAGCGAGCUCUACAAAUUCGUUACAACAUCACCGCCACAUCGUUACUGCCCACUGUCGUGCCUCCAGGCCUCAUUCACCCGUCUCUGCAAAGUGCUCAGUCUGCGCAUCUUCCAACUCCUCUGCAACUCCAUACAAGUCGUGCAGUGCCGGCAUUCACCCAUGCCAAACCAAAAACCUCUGUGGAAGUUCCCACAAGAGAGUCUGACAUGUUGUCCUCACUUCCCAGUCUUGCUGGCUCCAGUUUGAUUGUUGGCUUCAAUUUGCCGCCGGAUGAAGUACAAUCUAUUUCGAACAGUUCCAGGGAGCAGAGACCAGCUGCCACCACCUGGUUGACUGACAAAAUAAUGGAGAGAGUAACAGAGCACCUUCCAGAGAGAGCGAGACUCACUUCGGUCAAUACACAGCGACUGCCUUACAAACACUUUACAACACAUCACUCAACCAGCAUCCCUCUCCAGCCAACCUCCAAUUCUAUCCAAGCCGUUAGCCCGAGCAUCAAACAUGAUGCACCUCUGGUUCCACAACAUGCACCUGUUAAGCCUGGGACCUUGCUGCACGGCUCCCUGCAAACUGGAUCCUUAAGCUCCAGAGAGGACGACAUGGAAGUCCAGAGACGAGAGCUGCAGGAAGUCCAGAGACGAGUGCAGGAACAGAGGGAGGCACUGCACUUGAGGCAGCAGGCAGAGGAGAGGCAGAGACGAGAGCUGCAGGAAGUCCAGAGACGAGAGCUGCAGGAAGUCCAGAGACGAGAGCUGCAGGAAGUCCAGAGACGAGAGCUGCAGGAAGUCCAGAGACGAGAGCUGCAGGAAGUCCAGAGACGAGAGCUGCAGGAAGUCCAGAGACGAGUGCAGGAGCAGAGGGAGGCACUGCACUUGAGGCAGCAGGCAGAGGAGAGGCAGAGACGAGAGCUGCAGGAGCAGAGGGAGGCGCUGAGGCAGCAGGCAGAGGAGAGGCAAAGACAGGAGGUGGAGAUGGAGCAGAUGAGACAGCAAAAAGAGACGCUGCAGGCUCUGAUUCAUACUGAUGCGCAACCAGUUACAGAGGCUGCCAGUGAAGUGUUGGUUUCAGAGAACAUCGGUCAGAUCCGCCUCAAAUUACUUGCGUCUCUGCUGAGGGCAAUAGAGGAGACUAAUGGAGGAACUUUAUCGCACCUAGAAGACCCCCAGGAGAAAGAUGGCUCCCCUCAACAGCCGCCAUCUAACAGUGGUGACAUGGAUCCCAUUUCUCAGAGCAACGUUCCUGCUCGACCUGCCCCAGAGUCGGUCCCUCCUUCAGGACACCACCUCCAUCCUCGAGCAGCAAAGCCCCCGGUGACUCGCGUCAGGCUCGGCAUCCCGGAGAUGAUGACUGAACAACAUGAGCUCAGUGCUAUUCAAGAAGUGGAGACGCCGGUCAACACCAGCCAAGUUGCAGGCCCAGAGGAGAGUGUGAUGGUUCCUUCACACAGUGUUGCAUGGGAUCUGCAGGAGGAAUCGGAAUCAUCUGUGUCCUCUGACAGGACUCUGCAGACACCCUCUUGGUCCAGCAGUGGGCAGCAGACUGCUGAAAGGACAACCAGCUCUGGGGCGAGCUCAACGAGAUCCAACCAUCUCAUCUGGAGAGAGAGGCUGUUGAUGGGGGCAGGAACCUCUCCAGAAUCCUCAGAGUCUGAUUCAGUCCUGAGAAUAUUCUCACCGCUUUCCUCCGACUCUGGGAGAGGAGCAGAUUACUCCGGUCCUGGAAUCACAAGCUACAGAUCCCCCACAGAGUCUGUACAUAGGCCUCCUGAUUCUGACUGCCUCUCCUCCACCACCAUCUCCACCGGCAGCUACAUCACCACCGAUCCGGAGCAAAACUUAAACACUGAUAAAUCCCCGCCCCUCAGACGUGCAGAACAAGGACGAGGAGCAGGUUUACUCAACGACUCCUCUCCAUCUGGUCAAAGCGUCUGUAUUAAUGAUGGUUCGGCUGUAGACUCUGUAUUUAAUGACAGCAGCAUCCAGCGCAUUAUAGACCGAUACACAAGGGAGCUUAACAUCUCCCUCAGCACCACUGGGAAAACCACAGACACUGAAGGCUCAUAUGUGGAGGAACAUGACUCUUUAGUUUCUCAGCAGUCUUUGGUUCGAGUUGCAGAGGAGGGAGAGGAGGAUGAAGGCUCUACUGAUCGUCAUUCUCUUCCCUCAGACGCAGCAGGAGCACAGAGGAGGAGCCUGGAAUGGGACAGUACAGUGAAUACAAAUUUGGAGCGCAUCCCAUGCGAGGACCCUUCACUGGCUGAGGACCAAGAGCAGGACUCUUUCAGACCUCUGAUUGGUCAGCUGAUGGAUCAGUCAUCCUGUCUCGCUGCCGAUCACAGGGACUCGGCCAUGGAACAACUGGUCGGUCAUCCAUCAGCUCAGUCGUCCAUGAUUGGUCAGCAACCAGGUCCGCCGGUUUCGGUGAGCUUGGAUCAAGCUGGAUGGGACUCCACUCUGAGUCGGAUGAUUGGUCGACUCUCCCAUCAGUCCAGCUCUCAUUGGCUGAGUGGUGGGCAGGACUUUUAUGCAGGCCAGCUGAUGGGUCAGAUGGCGUCAGAGCAGUCGACCACAUGGCUGGAUGGAAGUCGGGAGGAGAGCCGGAUGAGACCACUGGUUGGGGAGCUGGACGAGUCUGCUGGCCAGCACAGUGGAAGCUCAGAUGAAAGGACCCAUGUGGAUCUUGGUGUCUCAACUGAGGCCAGUGUGCCGUCAUACCCAGUGUUGCCUCCUGAAGCCUCGUCGCACAGUGCCUCGGGUGUGAAUCCACAUCCACAGGACCAGACACUGCAGAACCAAACCAGUCCAAUGGACCUGGACCCGGAGAGGACUGAAGUGUUUCCAGGUUCAGACUCAUUCCACCCACUACUGGCUGAGGUCACUCAUAAUGAAACAGCAGAACCCUCCAUGAUAUUUCACCUGCCAGAUCACGACGUGCCUCCGUCUCCUGAAGGACAGCCAGCCAACGGGGAACGCAGUGUUUCCACACCUUCUGAAGAGUUUGAGACCCACGAUGAUUCUUCUGUUGAGUCUGAACAGUCUCCUGAGCGCCUUAGAACAGAGCAUCCUUCCAGCUGCUUGAACGCUUCCCCUGCCUUACAUGAAUCUUUCUCCCAGCUCAUCACCUCCCAGCACAAUAUCCAUGAAUCUGUUGUGGAGCUAACAGCUCUGAGUCUGUCAGCUUUAACCUUGUGUGAUGCACCUACUAUGAGCGUGCCGCAGCCAGAUGGAGUGGGUGCAGAUAGAAGCUGCAUUUCUAGAAGACAAGGAGAUGCAGUCCCAUCCAGCGGUCUCUGUGAUAGAGAACUGAAGUCUGGGCAGGGUUCAAACCUGACAAAUGCAAUUCCUGUCUCAGAGAAGAUAUUGGAAGCUGCCAGUGAGAAGGGAAUCCUGGAGCAGUCAGAGAUAACACUGGUGAGUCUGACCGAUACCACAUUGCAGGACCAAGAGACCAUCACUGAUGAGGAAGGACAGAAAGGCCAAGAGACAGAGGGGUCAGAAUCCACGUUACCUGAUGAGACUCCGGAGGACAAGAACCAAACGCAACCAGUGACACUCCUGGAGUUUCAGUGGGGUCCCAGCGGAGGCCUGGAGGAGGUCUGCCAGCAGAAGCGCAGAGCUUUGCUCCAGAGAUCAUCCCAAAGGGUGGAGGAAAUCAAGGCCAAACGGGGUCUUGCCAAGACUCAACCUGAGAUCCAAGCCCCAUCUAAAGCCAGAGAGCAGUCUAAAACUAAGGACUCCAAAUCAGUUACCUGUAAGUCAAAGACUAAGUCGGACCACCAACACAAAACUAAUACCAAGUCAAAGGGAGAACAGGCUGAGCAGCAUCAAACGGAGAAAUCUGGCUUCAUCAAGCAGAAGAGGCCCCAGCUUCCUCCUCCAGUGAGUGAUUCCAGGCUGACAAAAGUGGAUGAGGUGAAGAUCUGCACAACUGAGCAAAGGAAACAAGAUGUUUCCAAGAUGCACCAGAGAACUCAGAGACUGUAUGAGCAGCUGGAGGAGGUGACGCAUCAGAAAGCAAUCAGGAGUAGACAGGAAGUUUAUGCAAAAAACCGACUGAAGGCCAAGGAGUUCCACCAGAAAACCUUACAGAAGCUUCGUGCCAAGCAGAAUCAAUAGUGAUUAACAUUGAAUGUUACUUUUAUAUAUUUAAUUUAUUUUGUAAAGUUUUUACCAAUAAAGCAUUUUAUAAUCUA